Messenger RNA from Mesitornis unicolor (brown roatelo), 1401 nucleotides. Its product is annotated as probable phospholipid-transporting ATPase IH. Gene Ontology annotation, cellular component: endoplasmic reticulum; trans-Golgi network; recycling endosome. Lineage: Eukaryota; Metazoa; Chordata; Aves; Mesitornithiformes; Mesitornithidae. The annotation marks the transcript as partial. The transcript has 12 exons. Gene Ontology annotation, molecular function: ATPase-coupled intramembrane lipid carrier activity; ATP binding; ATP hydrolysis activity. Gene Ontology annotation, biological process: phospholipid translocation. The record is from RefSeq and is a predicted model, not a curated record.
UACACAUUUUGGAACUUUGUACCGAAAAAUUUGUUUGAGCAAUUCAGAAGAAUAGCGAACUUCUAUUUUCUCAUAAUUUUCCUUGUUCAGUUAAUUAUUGAUACACCUACUAGUCCAGUCACAAGUGGACUUCCACUUUUAUUUGUCAUCACAGUUACAGCUAUCAAACAGGGUUAUGAAGAUUGGCUUCGACAUAAAGCUGACAAUGCAAUGAACCAAUGCCCAGUUCAUUUCAUUCAACAUGGCAAACUGGUUAGAAAGCAAAGCCGAAAAUUAAGAGUUGGAGAUAUUGUAAUGGUAAAAGAAGAUGAAACAUUCCCAUGUGACUUAAUAUUUCUAUCAAGUAGUAGAGGAGAUGGAACAUGUUUUGUUACCACAGCUAGUUUGGAUGGUGAAUCCAGUCAUAAAACUUACUAUGCUGUUCAAGAUACAAAGGCAUUUCACAAUGAACAAGAAAUUGAUGCACUACAUGCCACCAUUGAAUGUGAACAACCUCAGCCUGACCUUUAUAAAUUUGUUGGUCGAAUAAAUGUUUACCAUGAUAUGAAUGAGCCUACUGCAAGGCCGUUAGGAUCUGAAAAUCUGCUUCUUAGAGGAGCCACUUUAAAGAACACAGAAAAAAUCUUUGGUGUUGCUAUAUACACUGGCAUGGAAACUAAGAUGGCAUUAAAUUACCAGUCAAAAUCACAGAAGCGAUCUGCUGUAGAAAAAUCAAUGAAUGUAUUCCUUAUUGUAUACCUCUGUAUUCUCAUCAGUAAAGCACUAAUAAAUACUGUCUUGAAGUAUGUCUGGCAGAGUGAACCGUUUCGUGAUGAGCCAUGGUAUAAUCAGAAAACAGAGCCAGAAAGGAAAAGAAAUCUGUUUCUUCGAGCUUUUACAGACUUCCUUGCAUUCAUGGUUCUUUUCAACUACAUUAUUCCUGUAUCCAUGUAUGUCACUGUGGAAAUGCAGAAAUUUCUUGGUUCUUAUUUCCUUACGUGGGAUGAGGAAAUGUUUGAUGAGGACACAGGUGAAGGACCACUGGUGAAUACUUCUGACCUCAAUGAAGAGUUGGGACAGAUUGAGUAUGUCUUCACAGAUAAAACAGGGACGUUAACUGAGAACAACAUGGAGUUUGUAGAAUGUUGCAUUGAAGGGCACGUUUAUGUACCACAUGUUAUCUGCAAUGGCCAAAUUAUCCACGAUUGUACAGGCAUUGAUAUGAUCGAUUCCUCUCCAGGAGGAAGUGGAAAGGAGAGAGAGGACUUAUUUUUCCGAGCCCUCUGUCUUUGCCACACUGUUCAGGUGAAAGAUGAUGACAGUGUAGAUGGAUUGAAGAAAAACCGCCUCUCAAGAAGAUCUUGUAUAUAUAUUUCCUCAUCACCUGAUGAAGUUGCUUUAGUUGAGGGAAUACAGAGGUAG